GGAGAACAGGUGGAAGGAGGGAGAGAGGUGAUUUGGGUGGAGUAAAGGGGUUGUAUUUAAGGCGCUGUCGUCCAGAGCCUCCCUAUCAGCCGCUAUCGCCUCCUCUAUCUGCAGCUCAUCGUCAAGGCAGAGCUUCAUCUCCACUCAGAAUGUCUUUGCCCAAGUCAGAGAAUGCCUCCACCCUGGAGAAUGCUAUGCAGCUGAUGAUCCAGACAUUUCACAAAUAUUCUGGAAACGAGGGGGACAAAUAUACGCUGAGCAGGGCUGAACUCAAAGAGUUGCUCACUACGGAGCUCGGCACCUAUCUGGGGAAUGCCCAAGACAAAGAAGCUGUGGAUAAGGUCAUGAAAGACUUGGAUUCAAACAAUGAUGGAGAGGUAGAUUUCACUGAGUUCGUCAUCUUGGUCGGAGCUCUGACCGUAGCCUGUAACGACUUCUUCCUGGAAUACAAUGAUAAGCCAGAGAAGAAGUGAACACCUACUUGGCUUAAAGAAAUCCCCUCUUGCAAGCACAAAACCCCUGCGUUCCAGUGAGGAAAUGGUAAUAGAGAUACUGUCAUGAAACUGAAGUGCAAAAAUACCUAAAAGCAUACUGGCCUGAAUUGUAAUAGUGGCUUGUUUGUUUAUUCACUCUUUAAUGUCUCUUUAUAACUGUGUUAUUACAACGUGAUGAUUAUUUCUCAUUUCAUUACCCACAAUUCAAUUUCUUGAAAUACUUUUUGAUACACCUUCAAACAAAAAGGUUUCUUUCCCUGAAAAGAAUAAACAUUAAUUCAAACCAUA
This is a messenger RNA of Girardinichthys multiradiatus, 782 nucleotides long. RefSeq names its product S100 calcium binding protein T (gene s100t). The coding region runs from base 150 to 473 and encodes 107 amino acids. Lineage: Eukaryota; Metazoa; Chordata; Actinopteri; Cyprinodontiformes; Goodeidae. The transcript has 3 exons. The record is from RefSeq and is a predicted model, not a curated record. Gene Ontology annotation, molecular function: calcium ion binding; transition metal ion binding.